UUUUGAGUUAAAAGAAUUGAUUAAUUAAUUAAUAUGAAGCCCAAAAGUCCACGCAUGCGUCAAACGCAAUUGACUGGCCUGACCAACCAAUCGCCACGUGCUCGGGCUCCAUACACCAAGUCCCUGAUUCCGGGCACAUCGCAAAAGCGUCGCAGCUUCGCGCCGCGCAGCAACCAAAAUAAGAACAAUGGCCCCUUUGACAAAAAGAAAAACGAGCAGCUGCCUGCCAAGCACCCACCUGCUGGACUGCUGACACCGUCAUCGUCAGACACCUCGCUGACCAGCACUGUUGCCCGCCGCGGACAGCGCAGCUGCACGGUCAUGCCCAAGGUCAUGAGUCUGCUCAAGGAGCCCAAACCAGUGGCUCCCAUUCUAACGCUGAAGCGCCAGCAGACGGCAGCCAUGAUCAACUAUCGGGCACGCAAGUCCGUCUCCCAAAUGGACAUCAAGGAGGCCCGUCGCACAGGCCAGUAUCAGCUGGUGGCCCAUGUGCCCUCCGCGGGCAGCAAGGACAACCAGACAGUGGCUGCCGCUGGCCUGGAUGCGAGCAUGUCCAAGUUGCUGUUGCAGGAUGCCGCACAGAUGUCUGACGUACCCAAGGGACGUGUGAGCUUUGUGGUCAGCAGCGAUCAGGAUGCACGCGUGGCCAGCCUGAAGAUUUUCAACACAAUUAUGCUGCACGCCUGGCGCAAGCGUCGCGAGAGCGUACGUCAAAUCACACAGCAAUUGGAGGAUCAAAAGAAGAUUCUACUGAAAACCCGCAACCAGCUCCACCUCUACACCUCUCUGUUCUCCGUGGAGCAGCGUCGCAAUGGCACUCUCUCUGAUCAGCUGCGGCAAUCAUAUCGCGAGGCUGCAGAUACCAAGCUCUCCUACGAGGAGCUGCACCUGCAGCUGGAGAAGAUCAAAAGCGAGAAGCAGCAACUGUGCGACGAGCUGAAAGAAAAGAAUAAAGAGAUUAAGAUCCUUAAAGAGGUGCAGGACACCUUGAACGGCGAUCUCUUUUAUGCCAAUGCCGACAAGGAAGUGCAAAUGCUACAAAUUGCACAGCUACAUCGCAACCUUCAAAAGAGUUUGGACAUCCAGCGGGAGCAGGCUGCCAGCUUGGAGCUGGCUAAGAUCGAGACAGUCCGCACAAUGAAGGUCAUCGAAGAAAUAUACAAGGAAAUGGAUAACACAAAAAAGCUUCAAGCCGCAUCCGAGGAGAAGUACAACAAACUGCUGGAGCACGCCAACCAACUGGAGCUCUGUGCUCAGCAGAUGAAGGACCAGGUGGAUUUGCUUCAGAGCUGCCUGGCUGCCACCAUGGGGCAGCGUAUACGCCAGUGCCUCAUCCAAAGAGAGGUCUACCAGCAGGCCACCUUCCGCGUGCUACACUUUGUGGCCGACUAUGUGCUACCCGGCCAUGCACCGCCGCCAUCCAUUCCACAGGCAGUCAGAAUGAUCAAGGAACGCUUCUUCUCAAAGCUGUCUGCAGAGGAGAAGGUAGAUCCUAAGGAUGAAAAAUCACUGAAGGAAUUCCUAAAUGAAUCGGAGGAAAAUAAGGAGUCAUCCAAAUAAUAUUAAUAUUUAUUU
Drosophila guanche is the source of this 1575-nucleotide messenger RNA. RefSeq lists its product as uncharacterized. NCBI's taxonomy places the organism in Eukaryota, Metazoa, Arthropoda, Insecta, Diptera, Drosophilidae. The record is from RefSeq and is a predicted model, not a curated record. The transcript is spliced from 4 exons. Bases 34 to 1560 code for a protein of 508 amino acids.